CCGCACAUGCCGCGCCGGCUCCCCGCGGUCCCCCCGCGCUGGUAGUGGGAGGCAGGGGGAAGCGCCCCCUCCUCUCCCUCCCCUCCCCGCCCCGAGUGCCCACCGCCGGCUGGGAGCGCCGCUCCCCCGGCCGCCCCGCUGCCCCCAUGAUGACCGCCAAGGCGGUAGACAAGAUCCCGGUGACCCUCGGCGGCUUCGUGCACCAGCUCCCCGAGGGCAUUUACCCGGCGGAUGACAUCUCCGCCGCGCUGCCAACUUCGGUCGCGAUCUUCCCCAAUGCCGACCUGGCAGGGCCGUUCGACCAGAUGAGCGGUGUGGCAGGAGACGGCAUGAUCAACGUGGACAUGGGCGACAAGCGGGCCCUGGACCUGCCCUACGGUGGCGGCUUCGCCCCCAAUGCUCCGGCUUCCCGCAAUCAGACCUUCACCUACAUGGGCAAAUUCUCCAUCGACCCGCAGUACCCUGGCGCCGGUUGCUACCCCGAGGGCAUCAUCAACAUCGUGAGCGCGGGGAUCCUGCAGGGGGUCAGUACGCCCUCCUCCGCCGCCUCCUCCGCCGCCACCUCCGCCUCCUCCGCCGCCUCCUCGGCCACCGCCGCCUCCGCCACCUCCCCCAACCCGCUGGCCGGGGCCCUCGGCUGCACCAUGGCACAGGGCCAGCCAGCCGACCUGGAGCAUCUCUACUCGCCUCCGCCGCCGCCCUACUCGGGCUGCGGUGACCUGUACCCACAAGACCCCUCCUCGGCUUUCCUGCCCGCCGCCGGCGGCGGGGCACUGCCUUUUCCCCCGCCGCCCUCCUACCCCUCACCGAAAGCGGCGGCGACCGACGGCGGGCUCUUCACCAUGAUCCCCGAGUACGGCGGCUUCUUCCCGCCGCCCCAGUGCCAGAGGGAGCUCCACGCCGGUCCCGACCGCAAGCCCUUCCCCUGCCCCCUCGACUCGCUCCGCGUCCCGCCGCCCCUCACGCCGCUUUCCACCAUCCGCAACUUCACGAUGGGGGCGCCCCCGGCGGGCGCCGCCCCCGGCAGCGCUCCCGGCAGCGGCGGGGGCGAGGGUGCGGGCGCCCGGCUGCCCGCCGGCGCCUACAGCCCGCACCACCUGCCGCUGCGGCCCAUUCUGCGGCCCCGCAAGUACCCCAACCGGCCCAGCAAGACGCCGGUCCACGAGCGGCCCUACCCGUGCCCCGCCGAGGGCUGCGACCGCCGCUUCUCCCGCUCCGACGAGCUCACCCGGCACAUCCGCAUCCACACGGGCCACAAGCCCUUCCAGUGCCGUAUCUGCAUGCGGAACUUCAGCCGCAGCGACCACCUCACCACCCACAUCCGCACGCACACCGGCGAGAAACCCUUCGCCUGCGACUUCUGCGGCAGGAAGUUCGCCCGCUCCGACGAAAGGAAGCGGCACACGAAGAUUCACCUGCGCCAGAAGGAACGAAAAGGAGCCGCCGCCGCCGGCGGGUGCCCGCAACCCGGCGGCGGGAGCGGUACCGCCGCCCUGGCCCCCUGCACGGCGCGGACGCGGACGCCCUGACGGCGCGGGACGCGCAGGACCCAGCGCGGAGCCGCCGCCGAGCG
Molecule: messenger RNA, 1573 nt
Organism: Haemorhous mexicanus (house finch)
Lineage: Eukaryota; Metazoa; Chordata; Aves; Passeriformes; Fringillidae
Gene: EGR2
Product: early growth response 2
Exons: 2
Coding region: 147-1529 (460 amino acids)
Biological process (GO): regulation of transcription by RNA polymerase II
Molecular function (GO): RNA polymerase II cis-regulatory region sequence-specific DNA binding; DNA-binding transcription factor activity, RNA polymerase II-specific
Source: RefSeq, a predicted model, not a curated record